ACAAAAUGUCUAAAUACUUUAAGAAGGAUAUUGAUUUCGAUGUUGAACAAAAAAGGGAGUCCAUGGAUCGACGCACCUAUGGAUUUAUGAAGACCUUAAGAUCGGAUACUCCACUCCCUUUGGCUCAGAAGAAAAUCGGUUCUUCAACACUGUUGACUAAGCUAAAGAGUUGGCACGAAACCGUCGUUGUAAAUGAUGAAAGCGACUCAGGAUCAACUAAAGAACCGGGUCCUGUAUUUUCUAUUCAGCCAAAGUCUGAUCGAUCAAACGCAAUGACCUUUGAGAUGCAACGAAAACUAUUUGAUAGAGCCGAGUUCACCAUAACACGAGGUCGGAAACUAAGUGGACACAUUCAUCCGACCCAUUCAGGAGUAAAACUGAAUUUCAAAGAUUUAGAAAAGCAAUGUCUGGAAGAUAUGGAGGCUUACUGCCGAAAAAUGAACAUUAAGUUUGUCAAAUGAUCGAUUUCUUAUUUUGUGUACAGA
Drosophila takahashii is the source of this 485-nucleotide messenger RNA. RefSeq lists its product as uncharacterized. Lineage: Eukaryota; Metazoa; Arthropoda; Insecta; Diptera; Drosophilidae. The record is from RefSeq and is a predicted model, not a curated record.